AGUGUUUUUGCGCUCUUGAGCGUUAUGGUUCUGCCACAAAUUUAUUAAUUCAAAGAAACUUACUAAUUCUUGGGUAGGACUGGUCAGGAUUGACUAGUGCGAGAGAUGUCGUUAUUAACCGAGAACGAUUCGUUGCAAAUUUCCCAUUUUACAGCUUGCCAUUAAGAUAAGGAGAAAAUUGUUGAGCAAGCAAACAGUCCAAGUCGUUACACCCGUUACGAAGCCUUACAAAAUGUUUGGGUGUAACUCAAUCAAUACACAAUUGUCGUCCUAUAUGCAUACAUUCGUUGAUUGAAUUAUGUAUUAUCAGUUUAGCCUACGUACGAAACAAUGAGAUCCUUAUCAGUACGAGAAUCCCUCCAAUAAAAGAUGACACAAACUUUAAUCCAUUCCCUUUUCCUGCAACAAAUUCGAAUCUCAACUCGUUUUUGGUGUUUCAGUCUACAAUGAGAGCAGCCAGAUAUGGAUUGGUCUUAGUGAUUUGCUGCUUGAGUAUUGGUGGUAUACUUUGCGACGUGAAGAUAUCUACUCAUGAUUUGGAACUGAAAAGGGGAGAUGAGCAGAGUGUUUUUCUUGAAAUAAGUGAUUUCGAGGGUGAUAUUCAGUUCAUCGUGCAGCAUGAAGAUAUCGUCAACAUCAGUCCUAAGACCAUUUUGGUGGAGAACAAAACUGAGAAGGUGACACUGGUGGUUAAAGCUGUUGGGGCAGGACACUCAGAAAUUUAUGCCAACGAAACGAAUAUAAAAGGUUUAGAGGAUGUUUAUCUAAGGAUAACAGUAAAUAAAGUGCCAACUCUUGACACUGUAUCAUCAGUUAUAGGAUGGAUUUAUUUCGUAGCAUGGUCAAUUUCAUUUUAUCCACAGAUAUAUACGAAUUUCAAAAGAAAAAGUGUUGUAGGUCUUAAUUUCGAUUUUCUGGCCUUGAAUCUGAUAGGAUUCACCCUGUAUUCGAUAUUCAACAUUGGUCUGUACUGGUUCGAUGAAAUUAAGACAGAAUAUGCCAAUCGACACCCAAGAGGGCUGAUUCCAGUAUUACUGAAUGACAUAUUCUUUGCUGUCCAUGCAAUAAUUGCAACCCUUAUAACAAUUAUUCAAUGUUACAUCUACGAGAGGGAUGAACAGAGGAUCAGCCUUACCGCAAAAACCAUAAUGAGUCUUUUUGGUGUUGUCAUAUUGAUUAGUUUUAUACUUAGUCUAAGUCAAGGGAUCCACUGGUUGGACUUUUUGUACAUAUGCUCCUACGUGAAACUGACAAUCACGUUAAUCAAGUACAUUCCUCAAGCUUAUAUGAACUACAGGAGGCAGAGCACACAAGGUUGGAGUAUAGGAAAUAUCUUUUUGGAUUUCACUGGAGGAAUGCUGAGCAUGCUGCAAAUGCUUAUAAAUGCCUUCAAUUACGAUGAUUGGGUUUCAAUAUUCGGAGAUCCAACCAAAUUUGGACUAGGGUUUUUCUCGGUUUUAUUCGAUGUAUUCUUCAUUAUACAGCAUUAUAUUCUUUACAGGCUAACAAAUUACUCCGAGAACCCAUGAAUUUUAUUGUGUAUUUUGAUUUUGAGAGGACAAUUCGUACGAUUUUGUGCUUUGGAUGAUAUUCAAACAGCAGUAUUCCUUCAUGUGGUAUUCAAUUGAUUGAAAAUCUAUGAAGUAUAAUAAAUAAGUUAUUAAA
This is a messenger RNA of Coccinella septempunctata (seven-spotted ladybird), 1665 nucleotides long. RefSeq names its product cystinosin homolog (gene Ctns). Bases 447 to 1529 code for a protein of 360 amino acids. Gene Ontology annotation, cellular component: lysosomal membrane. The record is from RefSeq and is a predicted model, not a curated record. Gene Ontology annotation, biological process: L-cystine transport. Gene Ontology annotation, molecular function: L-cystine transmembrane transporter activity. NCBI's taxonomy places the organism in Eukaryota, Metazoa, Arthropoda, Insecta, Coleoptera, Coccinellidae. The transcript is spliced from 8 exons.